Eremomyces bilateralis CBS 781.70 is the source of this 1022-nucleotide messenger RNA. Its product is annotated as protein prenylyltransferase. NCBI's taxonomy places the organism in Eukaryota, Fungi, Ascomycota, Dothideomycetes, Eremomycetales, Eremomycetaceae. The transcript has 3 exons. Gene Ontology annotation, cellular component: cytoplasm; protein farnesyltransferase complex; CAAX-protein geranylgeranyltransferase complex. Bases 102 to 1022 code for a protein of 306 amino acids. Gene Ontology annotation, biological process: protein geranylgeranylation; protein farnesylation. Gene Ontology annotation, molecular function: protein farnesyltransferase activity; CAAX-protein geranylgeranyltransferase activity. The record is from RefSeq and is a predicted model, not a curated record.
ACCACACAGCUAACUUAAAAAUUAACUUGGAUGCCUGACAGCUUCUAACAAGUAAGCUGCUUCUACAUCUUAACCGCCACUCACUAAGCAAAUCUCGCAGCAUGGUCGACUACGGCUCCGAUCCAGCAUGGAGCGAUGUCGUGCCCAUCGUUCAGCUCGAUGGCGGCCCCAAUGCUCUCGCUCAAAUUGCUUAUAGCGAUGAGUAUAGCGAAGCCAUGUCCUACCUCCGUGCCCUCAUGGCAGCGAACGAGUUGAGUGACCGGGUGCUUUCACUGACGGAAAACAUCAUUCGAAUUAAUCCGGCACACUACACUGUUUGGCUGUACCGCGCUCGCGUGCUCUUAGAUCAAAACCGCGACCUACGCUCCGAGAUCGAGUGGCUGAACCCCAUUGCUUUGAAGUAUCUGAAGAAUUACCAGAUAUGGCAGCAUCGACAGACCAUUGUAGACAAACUCGAUGAUCCGACGGGCGAGCAGGAAUUCAUCAGAACAAUGUUGGAGAAGGAUACAAAGAACUAUCAUGUGUGGAGCUACAGGCAUUGGUUGGUCAAGAGGUUUAACCUAUUCAAUAAGGGCGAGCUCGAGGAGACCGAGCGAAUGUUGGACGAAGACAUCAGGAACAACUCCGCGUGGAACCAUAGAUGGUUCGUGGUGUUUUCCCAAGAUGAUAGUGUGUGGAAGGAUCCAGGGAUUGUGAACCGUGAGACCCAAUUCGCUAAAUCGAAAAUCCAACUGGCCCCGCAAAACGAAUCCGCAUGGAACUAUCUUCGAGGAAUUCUGCGUAACUCAGGGACGCCUGGCUCUGCCAUCAUGGGGUUUGUCUUGCAAUUCGCUCCUAUCGACGAGCCUGAGAAGAUCCGGUCAAGCCAUGCACUGGAUCUGCUUGCCGAUAUCUUCAGAGAAUUGGGGCACAUAGAGGACGCCGAGCGUGCAUUGGAUCUUCUGGCCAAUAUAUACGACCCCAUUCGAGAGAACUACUGGACGUACCGAAAAGAUAAGCUAGUAAUCAGUGUAGAUUCUUAA